This is a messenger RNA of Mustela lutreola (European mink), 992 nucleotides long. RefSeq names its product olfactory receptor 10A7-like. Lineage: Eukaryota; Metazoa; Chordata; Mammalia; Carnivora; Mustelidae. Bases 1 to 990 code for a protein of 329 amino acids. Gene Ontology annotation, molecular function: olfactory receptor activity; G protein-coupled receptor activity. Gene Ontology annotation, biological process: G protein-coupled receptor signaling pathway. The transcript has a single exon. The record is from RefSeq and is a predicted model, not a curated record. Gene Ontology annotation, cellular component: membrane.
AUGCCAACCGCCGGGGCUCCCCUGGGCGACCCCGAAGCCCCACCCUGCACCAACCAGAGCUGCACGGCCCAUGACCUGGUCCUGCUGGGCUUCGCGCACGUGCCCGCACUGCGGCCACUGCUCGUGGCGCUCUUCCUGGCCAUGUUCCUGCUCACGCUGCUGGGCAAUGCGCUCAUCGUGCUGCUGAGCGCCCUGGACCCGGCCCUGCGCGCGCCCAUGUACUUCUUCCUGCGCCACUUGGCCCUGCUGGAGAUCUGCUUCUCGCUGGACAUCGUGCCCCGGCUGCUGGUGACCCUGCUGCGGCCGGGGCAGGGCAUGUCCCCCACGAGCUGCGCCCUGCAGCUGCUCCUGGUGCUGUCGUGCGUCACGUCCGAGUGCUUCCUCCUGACCGCCAUGGCCUGGGACCGCCACGUGGCCAUCUGCAGGCCCCUGCGCUAUGGCGCCCUGGUGAGCCCCCGGCUCUGCCGCCUGCUGGCUGCCACGUGCUGGCUGGCCGGAAUCCCUGUGUCACUGGUCUUCACCAUCUGGCUGUUCAGCUUCCCAUUCUGUGGGCCCCAUGGCAUCCGCCACUUCUUCUGUGACAUCGCCCCGCUGCUCAGCCUGGUGUGUGGGGACACCAGCGUCUUCGAGGCCAAUGUGUUGGUGGCCACAGUGCUGGUCAUCAUGGUUCCCUUCUGUCUGAUAGCCACGUCCUAUGGCAAGAUCCUGGCCACCGUGCUCCGCAUGCCGUCAGCCACUGGGCGCCACAAGGCCCUGUCCACGUGCGCCUCCCACCUAAUGGUGGUGGUUCUGUUCUACGGCACUACUGGGGUCAUCCACCUGCGUCCCAAGGCCAGCUACUCCCCUGAAAGCAAGCAGGUGGUGUCCCUGUCAUACACCCUGGUGACCCCCAUGCUCAACCCCCUCAUCUACAGCCUGCGGAACAAGGAGGUGAAAGCCGCCCUGGGGCGCGUGUGUUGCCGUCGCCAGGAAUCUGGACCCCAUGAAUGACC